UCUCUACUCCUCAACGAUGUAAUUAUUUCAUCUCUUAAUUUCAUCUUCCCUUCAUUCAUUUUUUCAUCGAGUUUAACGGCUACUUCUUGCUCAGUGUUUCUUACAAAUUUGUUUUUGAGAUUCACAUUAUAUAUAUACAUAUACACGUAUACAUAAGCAAGCAUACGAUUAAUGGCUCCUAAAGCGGGAAAGACUAAACCUCACAAAGCCAAAGGAGACAAGAAGAAGAAAGAAGAGAAAGUUUUACCAACUGUGAUAGAAAUAAGUGUAGAGACACUUGAGGAUUCACAGGUGACAUUAAAGGGAAUAUCAACAGAUAAAAUCCUAGAUGUCAGAAAGCUAUUGGCUGUCAAUGUUGACACGUGUUACUUGACCAAUUAUUCUCUGACCCACGAGGUCCGCGGUGCAAGCUUAAAUGAUUCAGUGGAGGUUGCGACUCUCAAACCAACUCAGCUUACCAUUGUUGAAGAGGCGUACACGGAACGGCAAGCUGUGGAUCAUAUUAGACGGCUUUUGGAUAUUGUCGCCUGCACUACCUACUUUGGGGAUUCACUCCGAACCGGAUCAAAAACCGGUACUAAAGAAUCCGGUUCACCUGAAUCGAAUUCCGGUUCACAUGAUUUCUCUCCGAAUCCCAAAUUCACCGUUUCGCCCGGGAAGCCGGAGGUUUCGGCCGUCGCAACCGGACCAGAUGCGGCGUCGGUGUUGUACCCUCCGCCAAGGCUACGGAAGUUCUACGACUUCUUCUCGUUCUCUCACCUCACCCCACCUAUUCAAUAUAUUAGGAGAUCAAGUCGACCGUUCCUUGAGGAGAAAACAGAUGAGGAUCUGUUUCAAAUUGACGUGCGUAUUUGCACCGGGAAGCCAACAACAAUAGUUGCCUCUCGAAAAGGUUUUUAUCCAGCCGGAAAGCGUAAUCUUGUAAGCCACUCAUUAGCUGGUCUUUUGAAGCAGAUAAGCAGAACUUUUUAUUCUGCAUUUAAGGCUCUGAUGAAAGCUUUCACCGAGCACAACAAAUUCGGUAAUCUUCCGUAUGGUUUUCGAGCAAACACUUGGUUAGUACCCUCUGUUGUUUCUGAGAAUCCCUCUAUAUUCCCUCCCCUUCCUAUUGAAGAUGAGAGUUGGGGAGGAAGUGGAGGCGGACAAGGAAGAGACGGGAAGCACGACUACAGGCCAUGGGCAAAGGAGCUCGCUAUCUUGGCAGCAAUGCCAUGUAAAACAUCUGAGGAGCGUCAGCUAAGAGAUAGGAAAGCCUUUCUCCUUCACAGUUUACUUGUUGAUGUUUCGGUUUUCAAAGCUGUUGCUGCAAUAAACCAUCUAAUAGAAAACAAUCAGCAGUCUGCGAGUUAUCCUGGUUCAUCAAUAUUACAUGAGGAAAGAAUUGGAGAUCUACUCAUUAGCGUAGCAAAAGAUCCCCCAGAUGGAAGCACCAAGUUGGAUAGCAAAAAUGAUGGGAGCAAGGUUCUUGGAAUUACACAUGAAGAAGUAACUCAAAGAAACUUGCUAAAAGGCAUAACUGCUGAUGAAAAUGCAACCGUACAUGAUACUUCUACUUUAGGUGUUGUCAUUGUUAGACAUUGUGGACACACAGCCAUUGUUAAAGUUGCAGCUGUGGUAAAUUGGAAUGGCGAAGCCAUUCCUCAGGAUAUUGACAUUGAAGACCAUCCUGAAGGAGGAGCCAAUGCUUUAAAUAUCAAUAGCUUGAGAAUGCAGUUGCACAAAGCCACACCCCAAUCACCCAACACAGUUCAAAGAGUUCCGAAUGCUGAUCUGAAAGAAUUACGCUCCAGUUGGCCUUUGGUAAGGCAGGUGCUAACCGAGAGUCUAAAGACACUUCAGGGUGAUGAUUCGACACUUAAAAAAUCCAUUAGAUGGGAGCUUGGCGCAUGUUGGGUGCAACACUUGCAAAAUCAGGCUUCGGGUAAAGAUGAGGCUAAAAAGAAUGAAGACGUCAAAGUUGAGCCAGCUGUCAAGGGUCUUGGAAAGAACGGUGGACUGCUGAAGGAUAUAAAAAAGAAGUCAGGCGAUCAAAUAAAUAUAUCUGACCCCAACAAGGAAAUUUCUGCUAAUUGCAAUUCUGAUUCAAACAAGGACAUUGAAAAGGAUGACAAGGAGAUUAUAUGGAGAAAUUUGCUUCCCGAAUCAUCAUAUUUGCGCCUUAAAGAAUCAGAAACUGGUCUUCACCUUAAGUCACCUGAAGAGUUGAUUGAAAUGGCACACAAAUAUUAUGCUGAAACGGCCCUUCCAAAAUUGGUUGCUGAUUUCGGGUCACUCGAACUUUCACCGGUUGAUGGUCGGACGCUGACAGAUUUCAUGCAUACCAGGGGUUUGCAGAUGUGCUCCUUGGGCCGUGUGGUUGAACUAGCAGACAAGCUCCCUCAUGUUCAGUCCCUUUGUGUUCACGAGAUGGUUGUUCGAGCAUAUAAGCAUAUCCUUCAGGCUGUUUUAGCUGCAGUUGAUGAUAUUGCUAAUAUGGCUUCAGCUAUUGCUUCUUGUUUGAAUUUGUUGCUGGGGACACCUGCUGCAAAAAGCGGCGAUGCAGAUGUAAAUAAUGAUGAUGAAUUGAAGUGGAAGUGGGUCGAGACAUUCCUUUUCAAGAGGUUUGGCUGGCAAUGGAAGGAUGAGGCACGCAGUGAUUUAAGAAAGUUUGCUAUUCUUCGAGGACUCUGCCACAAGACUGGGCUUGAACUUGUUCCAAGAGACUAUGAUAUGGACUCUCCCUUCCCAUUCAAAAAAUCAGAUAUAAUCAGCAUGGUGCCUGUUUAUAAACACGUCGCUUGCUCAUCUGCUGACGGACGCACACUUCUGGAAUCAUCGAAGACUUCCUUGGACAAGGGAAAACUGGAGGAUGCGGUUAAUUAUGGAACAAAGGCACUCUCGAAACUGGCUUCUGUCUGUGGCCCUUAUCAUCGAAUGACAGCAGGGGCAUAUAGUCUGUUGGCUGUGGUGCUCUACCACACAGGGGAUUUUAAUCAGGCCACCAUUUACCAGCAAAAAGCUUUAGAUAUCAAUGAGAGAGAGCUUGGUCUGGAUCAUCCAGACACAAUGAAAAGCUAUGGAGAUUUAGCUGUCUUCUACUAUAGACUCCAACACACUGAGCUGGCACUGAAAUAUGUCAACCGUGCAUUGUAUCUACUGCAUCUAACUUGCGGCCCUUCUCACCCAAAUACUGCUGCCACCUAUAUCAACGUAGCUAUGAUGGAAGAAGGUCUGGGGAAUGUCCAUGUUGCUCUUAGAUAUCUCCAUGAGGCUCUCAAGUGUAACCAAAGACUUCUGGGAGCUGAUCAUAUACAAACAGCGGCUAGCUAUCAUGCUAUUGCAAUCGCUCUCUCGUUGAUGGAAGCAUAUUCCCUAAGUGUUCAACACGAACAGACCACACUUCAGAUACUACAGGCUAAACUAGGAUCAGAAGAUCUACGUACACAGGAUGCAGCUGCAUGGCUAGAAUACUUUGAGUCCAAGGCGCUGGAGCAGCAAGAAGCUUCACGCAAUGGAACUCCAAAACCAGAUGCCUCUAUUUCUAGCAAAGGCCAUUUGAGUGUUUCGGACCUUUUGGACUACAUAACCCCUGAUGCAGAGAUGAAAGCAAGAGAAGCCCAAAAGAAGCAAGCUCGUGCCAAGCUUAAGGGAAAAGUUAGUCCAAACUCAGAAACAGUGGAUGAAUAUCAAAAUGGUGAGCUCACAUUGGAAAGUGAACCUGUUGCAGAGAACUCCAGUGAUAAAGAAAAUAGAUCUGGAUUGGAAAACAAAUUUGAGGCACAAUUUGUGGACACGAUUAAGAAAACUGAUUCAUUUCUAGAAGAUAAAACAUUGUUGGACCAAAAUGAUAGCAUUGGGAAGGAGGAUAUCUCUGAAGAAGGAUGGCAAGAGGCUAAGGGGCGCUCUCUUAUAGGCCGCAGGCCCUCUGCUUCCAAGAGGCCGAGCCUUGCAAAAUUGAACACUAACUCUCUGGUUGCUUCUCAUCCGUCUAAGUCCAGAGGUAAACCAAGUAGUUUCAGCUCUCCUAAAACAAGUCCAAAUGAAAAUGUAGCUUCAUCUGGCCCAGCUCCACAGGGUCCUAAAAAGUUUGUCAAGAGUGCUAGCUUAAAGCUGAAGCAGAACAAUCCUUCUACACCAGCUAGUAGUGCCAAAGCAAAAUCGGCCAAUGCAAAAUCGGCUCCUAAUACUCCAAGCCCAGCUUGUGGUGAAGUUGCUAAAGCUUCUAUUGCUAGUUCAGUAAGCGUCCAUGCUGCUGGAAAGCUUUUCUCAUACAAAGAGGUAGCUUUAGCUCCACCAGGUACCAUUGUUAAGGCUGUUGCGGAGCAAAAUUAUGGGGAGAGCUCUGCAGAAGAAAAUCUGCAGGUGAUCAAGGAGACGAGUAGGCCCGAUCCAACAGUAUCAAUAUCAAAGAAAGUGGAGGCAGAUCAAACUCAAAAACUUGUGGUUGAGGUAAGUGAGAUGAAUAGAAAUAGAAAGGAGGAAGAUCAACGUGCGACUAAAGGUGCUUUUGAAAAUUCCAAUGAUGCUGUAACUGAUAGUGAACUAGAAAUGUCAGUUCAAACAGUGGAAGCUGACAAUGGGCACGAAUCAAGCUCAGGACCUGAAACGCAAGUGAUGACCGAACUUGAAUCUCCAUCAGACUCUAGGGGUACUGGCACUCAGUUGGAGGUUCAUAAUGCCUCUGGUUUGAAAGAAAAGGUGGAGGAGGAAGAGAAGAAGGCUGAUUCAUGUAACGGAAAUGAAAGUGUAGGUUUGCUGACAGAUGAGGAAGCGAACCAAGUUAAUGGAAGUGUUGCUCCGUCGCCCACUGAAGCUGAAAAGCAAGUUGAUACAGAGAUUUAUAAGGAAACAUCCAAGAAAUUAUCUGCUGCAGCUCCUCCAUAUACUCCGUCAACAGUUCCAGUUUUUGGCUCUAUAACCCUACCUGGAUAUACAGAGCACGGUGGAAUAUUGCCACCUCCAGUAAAUAUAGCACCUGUGCUUACAGUUAACCCUGCCCGUAGAUCACCACAUCAAUCUGCUACUGCUAGAGUUCCAUAUGGUCCUCGCCUAUCAGGUGGCUUUAACAGAUCUGGUAGCCGUGUCCCACGGAAUAGGCCUGCUUUCUACAAUGCUGAAAACAAUGGGGACCCAAAUCACUUCAACCCUCCAAGAAUAAUGAACCCACAUGCAAAUGAGUUUGUACCUGGUCAAUUAUGGGUUACAAAUGGCUAUUCAGUUUCCUCAAAUGGUUAUAUUGCUACACAAAACUGUGUUCCUUUUACCUCUCUGUCACCAAAUGGGGUAGCAAUAGCACAUGAUGGCUUCCCACUGUUACCAAAUGGUACACCCAAAACUCAAGAUGGCCUCCCACCGUUACCAAAUGGUACACCCGAAACUCAAGAUGGCCUCCCAGUAUCUUCAGUAGAUCCAACAGAUUCUCCUGCAGAAGAGAAUACUGAAGCUGAUGAAGAAGUCAGCCAUUGUGCCGUGUCAGAGGGGAAUGGACAGAAAUCAUCAAUCUACUCAACAACCAUCCAUUCAGAAACAACAAAAGUACAGGAAAAUGUUAAUGAAGAAACUCAUUCUGAACAGACAGUAGAGAAUAAUGAUUGUCAACCUGCAGGAGAGUGUACCAACGCAGAUGCAGAAUCUCCAGAUUUUAGGAGUACGGACACGGUGGCUGUAGAAGGAAAGACAAUCAAACGUUGGGGUGAUUACAGUGAUGGAGAAGCAGAUGUUGCUGAGGCAGCAAAUUAGAAGGCUGUAUAUAUUUAGUUAGACAAGUCCCCUCUUAAUCAGAGAACGUUUCUUCCCUCUUGGUGAAAGUUCUGUAUGAAUCCAGGAGAUGCAGUUUGAUAUCGUUCUAGCUCAUUUGUUGAAACAUCAUCAAGUCAGGCAUUCAACAGAGAGUUUUGAUUUUGAAGAAGUGAUGCAACAAUCUGCCGACAGCUCAAACACUUUUCCGCGCCUUGCUUCAAGUUUUGUAAUAUUAAAGUUUUGAAGAGACACCAACUCCUCUUGUAAUAACUAGACAUAGAUUCCAAUGCUGCUUUUGCAUGAAACUGCUCAUUUUCAGCUUCCCUACAAGUAGGAAAACUUAAAAGAGAAAACAAACAACAGGAGUUUGAGUUAGCCUCUAGAAUCUCUCUACAUGGUUUUAAAGAAAUUUACGGGCAAAAUCUCAGGCCAGCAAGCUGCAGCGGGAGUCCAUGAUCAUGAAUAAGGCUGGCGGUGCAGUGAGCAACGCCGGUAGAAGAAGCGCAGCGCCAGUAGGGUUGGUCUGCAAACUAUCAUGAGGGAGGGCCCAGAAGCAGUGGAAAACGCCAGAAAAUUGUAAGUACAAUUCAACUAACUAAAUGCUUGGAACAUUUUCUCUAAUUUAUCAUCCGAAAAAAUACUAAUGCACAGUUUUCGGCCAACAAUGUUAAUUUUUUAAAAUGAAGGAACAGUUACAAGAUUAAUUAGGAAAAAUUUCAUUUAAAUCAUAUAUUCUCAUACAAAUAAAAUUAUAUUCCCUCCGUCCCACAAGAAUAUGCACUUUUGGUUGGGCACGGAUUUUAAUGUACAAUUGGUAGAGGAAGAGAUAAGUAGAAAGAAAAAGUAAUUAAAGUAUUGUUAGUGGGGAAUGCGUCCCAUCUAAUGCUCAUUAGAGAGAAAAGAGUUUCCAAAUUUAGAAAAUGCAUAUUUUUGUAGGACGGACUAAAACGAAAAGAGUGCAUAUUCUUGUGGGACGGAGGGAGUAAUAACUUUUGUACCUUUGUAAUUAUAUUUUCAUCAUUUACAUAAUAUCAUCUAGGAAAUCGACCAUCAUAAUGUAGAACAAUCUCAAGUUAAUUUUAUCGAAAAUUUAAUCAUCAAAAGGUACAAAAGUUAUGGUUUAAUUUGCUAGUUUUAAAAAUCCUUCAUUUAACAUUGACACUAUGAUGGAUACGAGUACUUCACGACCAUUCUUGUGAAUGAAACGUACGGAAGUUAGUUGAUUAUGCAAAAAGGCAGUUAAUUUCGGUAUGUGGAAGCAGUCGGGUUUGAUGGUUUGUUGGCCGUGAUUAUAGUGAGGAGAGUGUGUUGGCUGUGUUAUGAAUUGGCAGUGUACAGACACCUCAUGUUUGUCUUUUCUUAUUGGUUGCAACAUUGUUUCUUAGUAUUAGUUGGCA
Salvia hispanica is the source of this 7115-nucleotide messenger RNA. RefSeq names its product protein REDUCED CHLOROPLAST COVERAGE 2-like. Gene Ontology annotation, molecular function: protein binding. The record is from RefSeq and is a predicted model, not a curated record. NCBI's taxonomy places the organism in Eukaryota, Viridiplantae, Streptophyta, Magnoliopsida, Lamiales, Lamiaceae. Gene Ontology annotation, cellular component: cytoplasm. Gene Ontology annotation, biological process: organelle organization.